AAAUGAUGUGAAGUAUUAUUGUUCUUUUGAGGACUUUUCACAGGAGUCAUCAACCCUCUCCAUUCUAAAAUGCUUGUUUGGAUCUUUAUUGAGCUACAGGCAUACCUAAGUUUUGAGGCUUGGCAAAGUCAUCAAGCUCAUUCGCUCAUUUGAAAAACAGGCACAUAUAUUCCAAGAGGAAGUUAAGACUGCCCACCAAACAUAUGAUUCAUGCUUCAUCUUGCAGGGGUUUUGGCAUACAUCAUGAAAUUAUGUUUAAUGCUAUUCAUAGUGAGCAGUCCAUGGCAUUGAUGUCAUGACUUGUACGUUACAUAUUUCAGGCUACCCCGAGAUAGCAUAAAUGCUUUGCGGUGUAAUUAAUACCCAUAGCUUUUUAGUGUAAUUACUGAUCACUUAGAAUACCUUUGCAUUUUAGGCAUCAGGUUUCAGCUGCCUUGGGAAACAUCUCUCAGCCAAUGGCUAUUUAUAAUGCAGAAGAAGUAGAUAUGAAGCCAGACGAGGAUGAGAUGUGAAAGGUAACUUCAGGACACGGCACACUCCGAUGGCAAAUGUUUACAUGUAGUACCGUUAGUGUGUGUGUUUGUGUAUGUGUGUGUGUGUGUGUGUGUGUGUGUGUGUGUGCGUUUGCUGUUUAACAACUUUCGUCUGUGACCUUCAGAGAAAACUGCUGGACACAUUUAGAGUGGGCACCAGAUGUGCCGAACCAACUGCUUCACACAAUGAGUCCAGUCCACAUCACUGCGUCAUGCAGAUGUUUCUAUUUUAGGUGGUCGGCUGACUACACCUCAAGAGCUUUCACUUCUCACUCAAUAUGUCUUGUGUGAAGCUGCUUUGCAUUAGUGUGAUGCUGCAUAAUUAAUCACACAAAUGUUAAUGGAAGAAAUAAUGGGCUCCAUGGUAGGAAGGCAACGGCAUCACCAGCAGAUGUGGGGCAGCACAAACCAAACUAUAUGAUAAACUUUUGAUUGUCAGUUGCUCCUGUGCAUUAUGUCCGAUCAGGCGAAAAUCCCAGAGAAAACUCCAAGUACUACAAUAGAAUUCUAGUUAGAAGCCCAGAUUCAUCAGUGUAUUUACUUAUGAAUACUACACAUAACAAGUAUGUGAUUAGAUUGGUUUGGAUAAUAAAAUACAGCUUUUUGAGUUUUUCAACAGAUACAAUGAAAAUACAGGCUGUUUUAGUCCUGUUAUUAUUGUCAUCCUGAUUAUGUAAACAACGUGUGUCAUCCAUUGCAGACAAGUUGACUAUGACAACACAAACAAGAAGUGGCUCAUAUCUCUGCACACGCCCAAAAUCGCUCAAUAUGUCUGGACCUCAAUCCGCAACAAUUGUCAUUGUAAAUGUACAAAUGAGUGGAUGACUGGAGUACAAGAGGCUGUGGUGAAGGAAAAUCUUAAUGAUUUCAUUGUUUCUAUUGAAUUGUUUGUUUGAGUCUGUUGGAUAGGUCCGGGAGACUAAUCUAAUCGUAUUCUGGUGGUGCUUUUUUCUCAAUGACAAUAAUUACAGAAACAUCCAGCUUACAUUUCCCCCCUUUUUGCAGCAAUAUAGAUUAAAUAUAGUUGAAUAUAGAUUCAAAUCCAUAAUUUUUUACAAAUAUUUUGUUGAUUAAAAAAGAUAUGCAUUAAAAAAAUGUUGAAUGUCCAGAAUUAUUUGUGAUAUAAACAUUGGCUCAUUGGCAAAGUUUGAUUGUUCAUAAAUCUAAUUUAGUUAUUUUAUGAAGCCAUUGAAUAUAAAGCAGAGCAUUGUUACUGAUACAUUCAUAUAUGUAAUGGAUGUGCUCCAAUAGAGACUGGCUUUGCUUUAAUGAACUGUCUGAAAGUUCAAAUAUGUUUAUCAGAGAAUAUACUUGUUUGAGCUUGGAUUAUAUUGUUUGUGUUGGAAAGUUUAAAGAAUGCAUAGCAAUCACUACACACCGAGGGAAGGUUACAAAAGCAAAUAGAAGUACAGUGGCGAAACCAAAAUGGGUUACCACUCUCUGGUUGGUUAAAAAGUGGAAGAGUUUACUAUAGUAUACUACGCAUAUAAGGAGUCCUACUGCUGUCAUCAGCAUUUUUAGCAUUAUAGACUGGCGCUGAUUAAAUAUUUUUGAAGAGGAAGCAUAAAAUAUAUAGCACAAACAAUAUCGCGCUGACAUUGUUUGACAUGUUCCUUCAUGAAUGGCCUUACACUUUCUUGGAAAUAAACUGCAUGUUGGCUUACAAUUAGGAGCUUUUUAUUUUAAAUCAUGCAUGAGCCCUGUGAUAAAUUGGUUUAUUUAUACAAAAAAGUAACGAGAAAAAAUGAUCUUUACAUUGGCUAUGGUAUCUAAGUGAGGUCAAGGAGCCAAUCCAGGACCCCCCACCUGAAAACAUAGCAGCCAUAACCUGGUUUUACAAGUGUUUUGGGUUUUACAAGUGUCACCGUUUGUUCAGUUCUUCUUUCAUAUUCUCCCCUGGCGAGAGAAAUAACAGUGUGCGGCGAGUGAACCCCGCGCUAAUCCCCUCUCUGUUGCGGUGUGGAGGACCCCCGAGACGAGCCCAGGGGCCAGCGGCGGGGCCCCUGUCCUGCCGCAGCAGCAGCACCACUCGCAGUCAGGCAGCGGGACUCCAGGCACUCACUUCCCCAGCUGCUGACGUCAGCUGGCAGCCUGGGCUGUGCUCGCCGCUCCGGACAUAGCGCCGAGAAAAAUGCUGCUCUCCGUACCGCCAAGGGCAGGAAUCAACCCAUACAACGGCUAUAACAGCAGAAACAGCAAAAAGCAGACCUAUGUGUCCUCUGGCCACCAGAUGGCUCCCCCAAGUCCCAACAACAACAAUAGCAGCAGCAGCAGCAGUGGGGGAGGGGAACAGCUGAGUAAAACUAACCUGUACAUCCGCGGCCUUCAUCCUGGGACCACGGACCAAGACCUGGUCAAGCUCUGCCAACCAUAUGGCAAGAUUGUGUCGACCAAGGCCAUCUUGGAUAAAACCACCAACAAAUGUAAAGGAUAUGGCUUUGUGGACUUUGACAGUCCAGGUGCAGCACAAAAAGCUGUCACAGCUUUGAAGUCCAGUGGUGUCCAGGCUCAGAUGGCUAAACAACAAGAGCAAGACCCCACCAACCUCUACAUCUCCAACCUGCCAGUGUCGAUGGAUGAACAAGAGCUGGAGAGCAUGCUCAAGUCCUUUGGCCAGGUCAUUUCUACACGCAUCCUCCGGGAUGCUAACGGGACGAGCCGCGGUGUGGGCUUCGCCAGGAUGGAAUCCACUGAGAAGUGCGAGGCCAUAAUUCAGCAUUUCAAUGGCAAAUUUAUCAAGACUCCACCGGGAGUGCCUGUGCCCACAGAGCCCUUAUUAUGUAAGUUUGCAGAUGGAGGUCAGAAGAAGAGGCAGAACCAGGGGAAAUACCUCCACAAUGGAAGGCCCUGGAUUAGAGAUGGAGAUACGGGAGGAAUGACGCUUGCGUAUGACCACACAGCCUUACAAAAUGGCUUCUACUCCUCACCCUACAGUCUGGCUCCAAACCGAAUGAUCGCCCAGACUUCUCUCUCCCCCUACAUGCAUUCUCCUGUCUCGUCCUACCAGGUACACAGCCCGUCCUGGAUGCACCAUCAGUCAUACCUCAUGCAGCCAGCUGGUACUGUUCUUACCCCAACAAUGGAUCACACCAUGUCCAUUCAGCCCACGUCCAUGAUGGGACCUCUCGCCCAGCAGCUAAGCCACCUGUCCAUGGGCAGCACGGGCACAUAUAUUCCGGCCAACACGACUAUGCAGGGGACCUACAUCCCCCAGUACACCCCAGUGCCUCCCUCCAGUGUCCCAGUAGAGGAGAAUGGUGCUCAACAGGUUGCUAUGGAGACUCCCUCAGAACACACAAACUACUCGUACCAACACACCAAGUGAAGCUAAGCUCCAGCACGGUGGAGCCGAGGGCACGAGAUGAGUCCAACCAAACCGGAUUCCGCAAAACUGUCCUCCAUAGAUCACCAAGCACCUGGACUUGAACAUGGAUAACAAAAGGAACAUCUGUGUGUGUCUGUGUUUGUGUGUGUGUCUGUGUUUGUAUGUAUGUGUGUGUGUCUGUAUUUUAUUUUUAUUUUUAAGAAAAAGGACAACACUUAUGUCAUUGGACUUUUCUGCUCACAUCCUUAAGAGUCGAUCAACCAAAGGUGGGAAUCUUCUUCACAGAAGCUGUGAUCUAUUUUGAUAUCUGAAAAAAAAGAAACAUAACAAGAAGUUAAAAAAGAAAACUAAGGAAAAAACGUAAGAGACGUUGAAAGACACAGAGCAUUAUUUUUGUGCACGUAAUAUAACAAAUUCUUAUUUUUAACACAAAAAAGCAUUCUGGACAUUUCAGGGUGAUUCAAGGAAGAGUUGAAACACAAUGUGUCUUUUAUUUUUUUGUAAAAUAUGCAAACUUUUAUUUUUAUUUCCUGAUGUCUGUUGUUUGACGUUCUAUUUGCAGCAGCGGAGGAAUCAAUUUGUACAGAGACAAAAACUUCUAAAACACUUUUGCUGAUCUGACGUGUCGGAGGCAAACCGUUUAAAGCUACUUCUUCCUGUAACUGCUGCAGAGAUUUCUAUUCACGCACAGAUGAUAAUAACAAUGUUUAUAGUCUGUUUAGUCUAAUUAUUAUAAUUUUUUUUACAUUCCUUCGUAAGUGAACAAAAGACAAUCAAUUAUUUAUAUUUAUAUUUGAAUUAUAUCACAAUUUAUUUUCUUUUUUUAUAGAGUUGUUAUCAUUCGGACAAACAUUUAUAGAAAAUAAGUUAUUUAAUACUGUCGUCUCUAAAGACAUGGUGAAACUGACUUAACCCGGCGCAGUAACGAUUUGGCUCAUUAGCAGUUUUGAUGCUUUGAUGACUUCCAAUUAGAUUUCAAGUCCUUUACGCACCAUUACAUGACAUAUGUUCAUACUAAUAUUUGUCCUGUUUUGUUCUAUUGUAACUCCAUGUUACAUCUGUCUUCAUAAGAAGUGGUUUUAAGCGGUUUUGCUUUGGCAAUACUUCAGGUAUCACAUAUAUAAAUUCAUCCUCUGUCGAAGGGAUGAAACGAACGUGCUUUAGAUCCGAGCUGUUAGAUUCCUGAAAGAUUAUGUGUACAAAGAACAAUGCCGUUACUAAAUUAAGAUAUAGAUAAGCAAAAGUAAUGAGGGAAAUCAAAUAGAAGACUAACACGAUCCCUGAGAAUAAUUAGUGUGUAAGGAGAGGGAGCUGUAAGUCUUUUUUCAAUGCUGCUGUUGUCGCCUGAGUCUGAUUUUGUUAGUGAUUUUUAGUUUGUAGAAAGUUAAAUGUUUCCGUUUUACUUUUGUCUGUCACUUGAAAACCUUUCGAGCUAAUUUGCCUUAUUUUUGAUGACAUUAUCUUUGAAGUAGAUUAGAUUUUAGCUGUAGAUUUGAGCUUUUUACAGAGAGUAGAUGUUAGUUUCUUUUGUUUCUCUGCGUAGGGAUUGAUGCUGUUUUCUUGUGCACAUUACUUUUUCUCUCGUUUUGUUUUCACUCGAAUUUCCGUUCCAAACCUUGUGUCGUUGUCCUCAAAUUGUGUCGGGCCUGUUUGUCGAAAGCCUUUCAGAGUGGAGAGUUGAACCAAACAAUGACUUCAUAUCGUCCUGAACCAAAAGAUUCAUCCUGAUGCUGCAUCAGUGUUGAUGCUCAAAGAGUUGGAGUUCAUCAAGUGGAGCUCAUGUCACAGUGCAUCCAAAUACUUUAAGUUAUGCAGACAUCAAAAGCUGUAGAUAAUAGAAAUAAAGGUUUUACAAAGGACUGCUCACUAGACCAUGGAAGUGCCAUUAAAGACGAUUCUUACAGCCUUUAGUUAGACAGCCUCAACGGAUUUUGGAGAGAUCCCAAAUUCAGCAAAAACAACUUUUAGCUAAGCCUUAAUUCUUUUCCAUGGAUGAACUGCCUGACCUCUUAUAGGAUGGACACUAAGUUGUGUAUAUACUACAGAAAUGGCAAAAGGCUUGUUUGAAUGCCAUCGAGUUAGUCGUCACUUCAGUCGAGUUCGCUGUAGGGUUGCGUGGAGCUUUUCUUCCCGCUCUUCAAUCAUCCAUAUUAGAGUCCAGUGAUAAACACAGUGUGAAGACAUCUUUCUUAAGGCUCGCAGUUUGAUGAUUCUGUUUUUAGCUUUUUUUUCACUUGCUGUGUGUUUCUAUUGUUUAUUUCCGCAACCAAAGAUGUUGUAGCCACCCAUCUUUUAGCUCUCUUUCACAGUGAAACUGCUCUCAUUUGUUGACGAUCAUGUGUUGUGUGUAGCUGGAUGAAAUGCCUGCUUUCUGCUUCCAACAGAUUCAGAAAGGGAAAUAUUACACUAAUUGGUACACAUUAUUCCACAUUCAGAACACAGUUUAAGAUGUUGUGGCAACUUUUCGCCACUACUCUGUCAUAUAGUAAAGUACAUGUAAAUGAUCUGGUUUUGUUGACACAAGUUAAUUAUGCUGAGUUUUCCUCGACAUAUGUAAUGUUGGUGCGUAUGUAAACACUCUCGUUAUGACAUUUAUUGGCCUCUGCAGACACCCGGCAGAUCUCCAGAGCAUUUACGAUGGUGACAGAUUUCAGACACGAGAGCUAAUUUUGUAAAUAUUCUUGUUUCCCCCACUGUCUUGUUUGUUUCUUUGUGUGUUUUAUUUUAUUUUUUUAAUGAUUUAUAGCCUGUCCAGAUAACACAGUGAUUUGCAAGGUUUUCAGAUUCAGUACCCCAUGAAGGAAAUGUCAUGGAUGUUGUUUAUAUGUUCAGAGAAAUGCUAUUCCAUGUAUUAGCCAUCGCUUUAAUACAAAAACAGGAUUUUGAAACUAUGAAAUGACCACUUGUUACAAUGACGUGUUUAUUUAUUUUAUUUUUUAUUUUUUCCAACUUGUCAGCAGAGAUAACAUUACAGUCAUGACGCUCCAAAAUAAUUAGCAUCAUGGAAAUGAUAAAACCUUAAAUUUCACUGAAACUGUAGAAAUACUGAGAUCAAUGGUGUGCUCUACAAACAAUAUUUAGAAAUACAAAAAUCUCGUUGCACUUAUUAUUUUUAGUCCACACCAAUUUGAAAAUGCUCUUUUUGUAAAUUUUUAUGUAGAUUUGAUGGCUUAUUUCAUAGCUUCAAAAUAGUUUGCUGCUAAAACAGGAUUUCCAAACAGGCGGUUUGAUGUUGCCCAUUCAGAAUUUUCUAAAUGCCCCUUUUUAUUUUUAUUUGGUAAAUACGCAGUAACCCUAAUUUGUUUGAUUUUCAGUCAUAAUUUCAUGAUUUAAUUUCUGGUUUACUAAUGAGCAGUUAACAUUGUAUUUUACAUGAUUAGACCCCAUAAUAGUUGUCUUAUGAUGACACUUUUUAAUAAAAAAUAUUAAAAACUUGUGUAAAUUAAUCCCAGAUGUUUUGAAAAUCUGAUGGGCUCAUCUUGCUCCCUGCUUGUGAACAGUUUUCUUAUUUAUACAAGAACUCAUUUUGUACAGUUUUGUUAAGAGGAAAUAGGUUUUGAUAUUUGGUUAUUUUGCAAAGCCACUUGGCUAUUUUUGUCUUCCUGUGCCAGAGUUGCUAGAUUUUCUGUAACUUGUCUUUUUUUUAUUGAUUGAGAUAAGAUUUUCCUUCUUUCUUGGUUUUCUCUUUGAAUUUUCAUAUGUCGUUUUCCCUUUUUUUAAAUAAAAAUCUUGUUUCAGUGA
Pseudoliparis swirei is the source of this 7599-nucleotide messenger RNA. RefSeq names its product RNA-binding motif, single-stranded-interacting protein 2-like. Bases 2665 to 3858 code for a protein of 397 amino acids. Gene Ontology annotation, cellular component: cytosol. NCBI's taxonomy places the organism in Eukaryota, Metazoa, Chordata, Actinopteri, Perciformes, Liparidae. The transcript is spliced from 14 exons. The record is from RefSeq and is a predicted model, not a curated record. Gene Ontology annotation, molecular function: mRNA binding.